This is a messenger RNA of Closterium sp. Naga37s-1, 888 nucleotides long. NCBI's taxonomy places the organism in Eukaryota, Viridiplantae, Streptophyta, Zygnematophyceae, Desmidiales, Closteriaceae. The record is from the annotation of a GenBank genome assembly.
AUGUCCUCCCCCCAUUUCAACCUUUUCCUCAACUCAUCCCCACCAGGUGCAACUAGCCCAACUAGAGUACCAGCUGCCACGCCUGACGUGCAUGUGGACGCAUCUGGAGAGGUGGUGGGGCUGACACGUGCGUGCAUGCAACUUGAUAUCACCCCCUGUUUGCCCUUCCCCUUCUCGACCCCCCACCAGGUGCAACUAGCCCAGCUAGAGUACCAGCUGCCGCGCCUCACGCGCAUGUGGACGCAUCUGGAGCGGCAGGCAGGCGGCAUGGUGAAGGGCAUGGGAGAGAAGCAGAUCGAAGUGGAUAAACGAAUCAUCAGAGAACGGACUCACACCAGAGCGGCCGCACUGCAAACAUUCUCGACUCUCCCUCUCUCCUACCACUGGUGGGAUACACCAACCAACGCCGGUAGACUCACACCAGAGCGGCCGCACUGCAAACAUUCUCGACUCUCCCUCUCUCCUACCACUGGUGGGAUACACCAACCAACGCCGGUAGACUCACACCACAGCGGCCGCACUGCAAACAUUCUCGUUUCUCCCUCUCUCCUACCACUGGUGGGAUAUACCAACCGACCCUCUCUCGCUCCUCUUCCCCUCCUCAUUUUUCCUGCUUUUUUCCACCAGAUGGCAGCGUUGAGGCGCAGCCUCACAUCAGUGAGGGAGCACAGACAGCAGCACAGGGACAGGCGGGCCGGGCUGCCCAUCCCGGUGCUGUCACUGGUGGGGUACACCAACGCGGGCAAGAGCACUCUGCUCAACCGGCUUACAGGCGCAGGCGUGCUGGCUGAAGACAAGCUGUUUGCUACCCUCGACCCCACCACUCGCCGCACACAGGUGAGUGCCUCUGCUCUGCUCCGCUGCUUGUUCCUUGCUGGCCUUGGUUGA